Molecule: messenger RNA, 543 nt
Organism: Puccinia triticina
Lineage: Eukaryota; Fungi; Basidiomycota; Pucciniomycetes; Pucciniales; Pucciniaceae
Exons: 2
Coding region: 1-543 (180 amino acids)
Source: RefSeq, a predicted model, not a curated record
AUGGGUGGCAUGUCGUCCGAAGAUUGGCUCGAAGAAUCUCUUCAAGUUCCUCAGCACCAGGGCCACCAACAAAUCUCGGAAGUCGAGUACACCCGAUUGGCUGAACAAUUCCACACGACAGGCUAUCGGGAGGGUAUUCACAAAGGGAAAGACGCUGCGAUACAGGAAGGAUUCAACAAUGGUUUUGCGGCGGGAGCUCAGCGAGGGAAACGAUUGGGCUCACUCCGAGGACGAGCAUCGGCAACGUUGAACAUACUCCUAAAGCAUAUGGAAGAAGACGCUCGGGUACAUCGAGUACGCCAAUUGAUCAGAGAACUUAACCAGUAUGGGACCGCCCAAGAUCCAAAUCAUCCAACACAAGGGAACGCACUUGAAGACUUGACCAGCCGAAUGGAUGGAUUGAUGGCCCCAUCCAAUCCUGCCCAAUCUCAACCUGUCACACAACAGUAUCAAGAUGAGCAAGAUAAUCAACUUCUCGACCGAUGUCAAUUCGAACUGGAUGCUAUUCUAGCUAGUAUGAACAUCUGGUUACCAAGCCUUUGA